Molecule: messenger RNA, 2768 nt
Organism: Sycon ciliatum
Lineage: Eukaryota; Metazoa; Porifera; Calcarea; Leucosolenida; Sycettidae
Exons: 5
Coding region: 1-1620 (539 amino acids)
Source: RefSeq, a predicted model, not a curated record
AUGUCCAAGGACUCCAUCGACCAGUUCCUUAUCAGUGGGCACGCAAGUGAGGUCCAACAGCGUUGGAAGAAAUGGCGGCGGGCUUUCCAGUACUUCAUCGAAGCCAAGGACAUCACCGACCCAGAUCGCCAGCGCAGCAUGCUGUUGCACAAGGCUGGCCUACAGAUUCAGGAGAUCUUUGAAGAUCUCGAAGACCCGGUUGCGCAGGCAGAUAGACCAGGGGAUGACAAUGCUUUCAAACAAGCGUACCAGUCGCAACAUGUCCAGGAGAAGAUUCUUGUGGUCAAAGAGGGCACCACCCCGUUGUUCGGCCGCAAUUGGUUGUCUAACAUACGUUUGGAUUGGCAUACCAUCUGUUCUGUCUCUUCUGCUCCACGUACGUCUGAUUCUGAGUCUGUAUUAGACGAGUUCCCAAGCGUUUUUGAAGGUGGUCUGGGCAAGAUCCAUGACUCGGAGGCGGUGAUCCACAUUGCCAGCGGGGCAAUUCCCAAGUGUUACUCAGCUCGACCGUUGCCAUACGCCAUGAAACCGCAAGUUGAUGUUGAAUUAGAUCGCUUGAUUAAGGAGGGUGUUCUAGUUCCGGUAGAAUCUUCAGAGUGGGCUUCUCCUAUUGUUGUUGUGAAGAAAGCCGAUGGUUCUAUACGACUCUGUGCAGACUUUAAAGUCACCAUCAACCAGCAUAUUGAAAGCAACAUACACCCUAUUCCAAAUCCCAGUGAUUUAUUGUCCAGCAUUGCAGGGGCCUCUGUUUUCUCAAAAGUUGAUCUCAGCCAAGCAUACACUCAGUUGCCAUUGUCCGAAGACAGUCAGAAACUGUGCGUCAUUGCAACCCAUCGAGGGUUAUUUGCUUUCACGAGAUUGCCCUUUGGCGUUUCCUCAGCACCAUCAAUCUGGCAAAAGACUAUAGAGCAGAUCUUAGCUGGCAUCGAUGGGGUCAUCGUGUACUUUGAUGACAUCUUAAUCACGGGAACCAACCAAGCAGAGCAUGAUACCCGGUUGCGUCAAGUUCUAGACAGAUUUGAGAAGGCAGGAUUACAGCUGAAGAAAGCAAAGUGUGAGCUGAACCAGGAGAGUGUCAAGUAUCUAGGCUUCAUUGUAUCAAGCAAGGGGCUGCAUGCUGAUCCUAGCAAAGUAUCUGCUAUAGCCAAAGCACCACAGCCCACUAACUCGUCAGAACUACACUCCUUCUUGGGGCUGGUCAACUUUUAUGGUCGAUUUAUCCCUAAUGCUUCGCAGUUGUUGUAUCCCUUGAACCGUCUUCUUCAGAAGGGUACAGAAUGGAACUGGACUCCCGAGUGUCAACAUGCGUUCAUCCAGUGCAAGGAGAUCUUAGCAUCGUCAAACGUACUGGCUCACUAUGAUCCCAAGAAACCACUCAUCUUGGAGUGCGACGCGUCUCCCACGGGAAUCGGUGCCUGCCUACUACAACCAGACAAACUUUCUGUGCUUCAGGAACAACAGCUCACGGAUUACAUUAAGUCUGUCAAUGUUGAUCCUUGUCAUGAUCUGCCAUUAUCCGCUACCGAUGUUAGCAAGGCAACUUCAGCUGACCCCACUCUACGCUCGAGCACCAACGAAGGCACCCAUUCACCACUGGGUCUACCCGAACCGGCCAUUUGAGAGGGUUCAUCUUGAUUUCGCUGAAUACAAAGUUUUGCAACGCACAUGCAGGCCAAGCAAGACUCUGCGCCAGCUAUGCGAGCUUUCCUGCCAGGUGACAGCGUCUGGGUCAAGGAUGUUCGCCAUGACAAAUGGACACCAGCGGUUAUUGCAGCCAGACUGGGACCACUGACCUACUCUGUUGAGAGUGGUACCACCAUCCGUCAUGUCCAUAUUGAGCAUUUACGGUUACGAGAUCCCGCCGGUGAUACAGCCGACAGUGCUGAUUCGGCUCGUAAGUGUCCAUUGCCCUCCAUACCUGAUAAUUUGAUUACUCCAGAGGAUAGCUCUGAGAACGCUCCUACUGUUACAGCUGCUACGUUUCCCGCUUCUAGUACUGUUACCUACAAUGAGUCUGCAGAUGCAAGCACAGCAAUAGAUUCUGAACCAGACACACCCAGUCCAGCAGUCUCUUUGCGACGUUCUACUCGGGUCUCUAGACCACCAGAGCGCUUAAUUGAGAACCCGUCUUUCGGCAAGUAACUGGACGGGGUUUCGGGCUCAUGUUUAUAGAUUUCGUCUUUACUUUCAGGCUUCAUUUUAUUUUGUGAAGGGGAAGGGAAUGUUAUAGUUAGACAUUUCAAUAAUUCUCGAGCAUACUUCAAAUAUUCACGAUAGUAAUAUGUUGUGCAAAUACAUAAAUCACGUACCUGACUUCUCCAGGUCUAGGUCACUCCGAGACACCUUUCUUGCAAGGUAUGAUAAUACUUCAUGUUUACAAACAUUAGUUAUCUUCUUGCUGCAAGCGAAGGCUGUUGUUUACAAAGUCUUCGCCCAUAAUUUAUUUGCAUGUUGCUCACACGCAACCUUCCCCAAACUGAAUUUGACGCAUGCGCUCUGUGUACAUCUCUAGAAUAAAAUUGUGCUCGCUGCUCUAAAACUGCACGCCACUCUGUAGCGUACAUCUAGAGAUCUAAAGUCCGCAUGCGCUGUACGCUAACUUUGCAUCCGGUUGCACCAAACGCUUGGAGCGCAUAUAACCUGAGCUUGCUAUCAUUUUCAUUCAUUCCGCUCGAGUCUAAGGACUCUCCAGUCUUCUACUAUACUAUGGUAAAGUAAUGGAUAAACCUAUUACCCGUUGUGUUUUGUGAGUGCCUUAGUUCCUAUCG